UCUUUUAACUAACUCAAGUCUCAUAUCAGCUUUCAUAUCGUGUUUUUCACUGACUCUGCAUCGAACGCUUACAAUAAACUUUAUAGUUUAUUUAUAAUAUCACCUGGUGAUAAAUAUUGAUUUGUUUUUGUAUUUCUUGAACAAUGUGUGAAAUUGGAGUUUUCGAUCUGAUCAAACAUUGUCAUCCAUCGACCAUUCAUUUUCUGCUAAGGAGACCAGAUAGCAAUUUCGACAUUGGGGUCAGGAAUAGUUUUGGUCAGAAUGCACUGAUAGUGGCGGCUACCAGAAAGGGGUCAGUGGCCGAGAAGAUCAUCGAACACUUACUUGAUUUUGGGUGCGACUACACACAACGAGAUAUUUUUGGUCGUGACCUCCUGUUCUACAGUGUCAUAUUUGGACUGGACGCUUUAGCCUGUCAGUUGAUAUCUUCUGGGGAGUUUGACCUAUUCCAUCGGGAUAAAGAAGGUCGGACUGUUCUGUUUCAUGCUGUUUGCAACAACAGCAUCAAAAUUGUGCGACAUCUGUGCUCUCUCAUGUCAAGACAUAGAAUGUUUAAGAGACUGUUGUCAAUAACUGACAACUGCGGAAACCAUCCGAUUGGCCAAGCGUUUUCACUCGGUCAUCGAGAAUGCUACGAGCUGCUUAGAAAACGCCAAAACGACCUUAGCGAUGAAAAUUUGAAGACGUCAAAAUCAUCAUCGCAGAGUUACUCAAUUCAGCUGCCACAAAUUAUGAAGAAACCAGUUGGAGGAUUGAAUUUAAGUUCACCCCUAACCAAGCAAGAGGAAACACCCGAGUCAGAGCGAGAGAUUUUCGCACGAAAGGGAAGAUUUCGUCCAGGGGAGCUUUCUUACUUUAAUGGGCCAGAUGACGUGAAAAGAAGUUUGAGCUUGCUGCUAAACUUGCAGGCACUCAAUACAUUGCCUAUGAUUGUGCCUCAAGUGUCUGCCGAGUAUAGCGAUCCAUCAAGGAAAUCGAAAGACGAUUUCGAUGCCUACGAGAUCACUUUGAGACGGUUCAAAGAGGAGGAAGUCCGGAGGCGCAAAAUGUUGAUGAAUUCUGGGGAGCUGUCGAAGAGCUACGCCAGCAGCAGACGAGACAGCAGAGCGACAACUUCCCGGUCGACGAGAAGGAAGGUCUCCACCGCGUCUAAGAAUUGACUUCAAUUGCAAAUUGUAGAAUAAUGUUACUUAAAAAUAACGUCUGUUUUCAACAUACUUUCAUAGUACUUUUUGGUUUGAAAACCGAAGCAGAGGUUGGCCUUGCUUUUUAACAUUCACUAAGAAACUUGACGUGUUAUAGAUCUUCUAGACCCUUAGCUAACUUGAAUUAAAGAACCCGCAGCUAAUGCGAAGUAAAGAAAAUCAAAAAACUAUCUCAGAAAGUAUAU
Symsagittifera roscoffensis is the source of this 1390-nucleotide messenger RNA. RefSeq lists its product as uncharacterized. NCBI's taxonomy places the organism in Eukaryota, Metazoa, Xenacoelomorpha, Acoela, Convolutidae. Gene Ontology annotation, molecular function: protein binding. The record is from RefSeq and is a predicted model, not a curated record. The transcript is spliced from 5 exons. Bases 144 to 1160 code for a protein of 338 amino acids.